CUUUCUUAGGCGCUCAGAAAUUGGAUCUUCUCGCACUUCUCUUUCAUUAUCCACCAUGUUCCGCUCAGCACUCACAAAGUCUGGACUCAGCUCUGCAAUAGCACCAAAGGCUGCAAGAGCUGGUAUUGCACCAGUGCUAGCCCGUGGUUACCAUGAGAAUGUUAUUUCGCAUUACGAGAGCCCAAGAAAUGUAGGCUCUCUACCCAAGCACGACGUUGAUGUCGGUACUGGGUUGGUUGGAGCACCUGCGUGUGGAGAUGUCAUGAAGCUCCAAAUCCGAGUAGACGAAAGUGGCAUCAUUAGUGAUGUAAAGUUCAAGACGUUUGGUUGCGGUAGCGCCAUUGCUUCGAGUUCAUACAUGACCGAGCGUGUCAAGGGUCUUACCCUUGAGGAGGCAGGGAAAAUCAAGAACACUGAAAUUGCCAAAGAGUUGUGUCUUCCUCCUGUGAAGCUUCAUUGCUCAAUGCUGGCAGAGGAUGCUAUUCGUUCCGCUAUUCGGGAUUAUCGGUCAAAGCGGAGUAAGUUGACUGAAGGUCACAAAGCGGGCUUCAUCGAUGUAACCCAGAGUGUGGUUACCGGGGAGACAGUAGCCACUGCACAUCCUGGUAUUCCUGCAUAAAUAGACAUUUUCUCAGGUCGAGGUUUCUCUGUGUGCUGUCUUUGUGCACGUCCCAUCAUUUUUUCCCACAUGCAUGUUCGCAUCAAUUCCCGCAUUUAUGUUCACGUAUUCUUAAAAUGUCCUAGGAUGAUUAGUAGUUAGUCGUGUAUUACUACCUCGCAAUGAAAGUUUUAAUGCUA
This is a messenger RNA of Suillus subaureus, 798 nucleotides long. Its product is annotated as FeS cluster assembly scaffold IscU. The transcript is spliced from 4 exons. Bases 56 to 619 code for a protein of 187 amino acids. Gene Ontology annotation, cellular component: cytoplasm; mitochondrial matrix. Gene Ontology annotation, biological process: iron-sulfur cluster assembly; intracellular iron ion homeostasis. Gene Ontology annotation, molecular function: ferrous iron binding; 2 iron, 2 sulfur cluster binding. The record is from RefSeq and is a predicted model, not a curated record. NCBI's taxonomy places the organism in Eukaryota, Fungi, Basidiomycota, Agaricomycetes, Boletales, Suillaceae.